Molecule: messenger RNA, 474 nt
Organism: Lampris incognitus (smalleye Pacific opah)
Lineage: Eukaryota; Metazoa; Chordata; Actinopteri; Lampriformes; Lampridae
Product: ALK and LTK ligand 2b-like
Exons: 4
Coding region: 1-474 (157 amino acids)
Biological process (GO): positive regulation of ERK1 and ERK2 cascade; positive regulation of ERK5 cascade
Molecular function (GO): receptor tyrosine kinase binding; receptor signaling protein tyrosine kinase activator activity
Source: RefSeq, a predicted model, not a curated record
AUGAGCGGACUGCGCAGGCACGACAUCAUGGCACUCGUGCUCUUUAUCUACACGUUCACCGGCCGGUGCAGCGAGAGCGCGCCCACGCCGGCUGCCUCCGUCUGCAGGGAUGGCAGAGCCCCGUGGCGGAUAGCGGACACGGUGAAGCGUGCGGAGGAGAGCAGGCGUGUGGUCAGGGCGCAGACCUCGUCCCCGUCAACACCUCCGAAAGACUCUUUAGCAGAGCAAAGGGAUUUACGCAGCCUCAAAACAGAGAGGGGGGAUCAAGUUAUCGAAAUUUUCCCCAGAGAUCUCAGAAAAAAAGAAAAGUUUCUUCAACACUUAACUGGUCCUUUGUACUUCGGUCCCAAGUGCCGGAGGCAAGUAUACCGGCUCUACCACCAAACCAGAGACUGCUCAAUACCUGCAUACUUCAAAAGAUGUGCGCGGCUCCUUACACGGUUAGCAGGCAGCCCACGGUGCACAGAGGGGUAG